Topomyia yanbarensis is the source of this 1195-nucleotide messenger RNA. It is a transcript of the gene MED6, whose product is annotated as mediator of RNA polymerase II transcription subunit 6. NCBI's taxonomy places the organism in Eukaryota, Metazoa, Arthropoda, Insecta, Diptera, Culicidae. Gene Ontology annotation, molecular function: transcription coactivator activity. The record is from RefSeq and is a predicted model, not a curated record. Bases 244 to 1104 code for a protein of 286 amino acids. The transcript has a single exon. Gene Ontology annotation, biological process: regulation of transcription by RNA polymerase II. Gene Ontology annotation, cellular component: mediator complex; core mediator complex.
AAAUAAAAUAAGUUAGUGUGUAUUCGUAAUUUAUUGUUUAUUUGCAAUUUUAUUGAGUACUACCAUGUUAGUACAGACUUUGUAGGUCGAGGACGUUUAUUCAUCACCAAAAAAUUGUUUUGAAAAGUGCCGUUUCUUGAAUAUGUGAUAUUUAUUUUUUAAUGUCCGAGUGAUACAUGCGUAAUUAACAUAUAGCUCAGACCUAAAAAUAAACGUAAUCACCAUUCAAAAAGAAGUGUAUCAAUGAUGCCCGGAAGACUAGGACUACCAAUAAUGCAUGAAAAUCCUCUAUGGAUUUCCUGGCAUGACUCCAACUGGAUCCCUAUUUUAAAUCCGACCAAUGUUCUGGACUACUUUUCGGAAAAAUCGAACCCUUUCUAUGAUCGAACCUGUAACAACGAAAUUGUUCGUAUGCAGCGUCAGAGCAUAGAUAUGCUGAGCAACAUGUCGGGAAUUGAGUACAUUUUGCUACACGUUCAAGAUCCUAUUUUGUACGUAAUUCGGAAACAGCAUAGACAUAAUCCUACGGAUGCGACGCCAAUAGCGGACUACUACAUCAUUGCGGGUACUGUAUACCAAGCGCCGGAUUUGGCAAGUGUAUACAAUUCACGAAUUCAUUCAUCUGUACAUCAUCUGCAAAGUGCUUUUGAAGAAGCUAGUUCUUUUUCGCGAUACCAUCCGAGUAAAGGGUAUUCAUGGGAUUUCUCUGUCAAUAAAGCAAUUGCAGAGAAAAACAAGCAUGAAAAAAGCAAAGCUACACCUGAUAAAGAAGAGCCAAGUUCGCUUUUCCAACGCCAACGUGUCGACAUGCUGUUAGGAGAUCUGCUGCGAAAAUUUCCGCUACCGCUUCCUCAAAUCCAGCACCAAAGCCAUCCUAACCAGAACGUAGUGGCUAACACAAAUGAUGGCGCAGAUGGGUCAAUGGAAAAUGGGUCGGAAAUGUCGAACAUCAAACAGGAACGCAUGGAGCACGUGCCGAACAAACGCAAAGAUAGUCCAAAUAUGUUAAUCAAGGAUGAGGUAAGAAAUGAUAUGAAACCUCCACCAGAAAAAAAGAGUAAGAAUAGACUAAAUGAAACUGAAGCAAGACAAAAUACAGAAUAAUAUUUGAAUUUAUCGCCUAACGAGAUUAUAAUAAUUUCAAUUUCAAUAAAGGCUUCAGCGUGUUUAACGAACCCAAUCAUAUAUAACUGGA